AGUCAGCAGUUGGUCUCGAGUCGGCCGCAAGAAUAGUCGCGCGCAAGUGUUGGAGCAUCUUUUAGGUCUCCUUUUAAUCCCAUUUAUUUUCGCGUGUCGCCUACCAUCCAAAAAUAAUAACGUGCUCUUUCGUCAAAAUUCGCUAACAAUCGUGGAAAAACAAUGUGACAGUUCUUUUCAUCAUUGCCGGUUGUUAUCAGUUAUCAAGUUUUUUCGCUCCAUUUUGGAAGCCAAUGUAUUAUUCACCACUACGUUUAUAUCAUGCUCGUCUUGCAUCGGGAAUUUUCCGUCGAUGUACUUACACAUAAUGCAUCAUUAGCGGAUAACGGCAACGAUGACUUGGAAAAACAAACUUAUAAAUUAUAAAGACCCUGAAUAAUUGAUUAACCUUUAACUUUUAACUGUUGAUCAGUGCAGAAUCAGAUCGGUUACCAGAAGUAUAUACCCCUUCUUGUCCUCCCUUUCGCUUUGAGGAUAAGAACAAGUGAUGUGUGACGGAAAGAGGUGAAGUGAAUAUUUGCUAACAUACGUGAAUUUAAUAGGUCAUUCGUCAAUUUAUCUAUUCAUGCAUUGUUUAAUUAUUGUGAAAUUAGUGAAUGGAAAUGGUCCAUUUUGGUGACCGUGAGGUUAUUUGAACAAUUUGGUGCUUAGUGUGCGCGGACGCGCGCCGUGGCGCGCGCCCGAUUCCUUACUACCAUCAAAGGAAGAUACACUUCCCGGCAGUAUGUUGCUGCAAUUACGAAUGUCAUAAUUCUUGUCAUCAUUAACAGCAUCUUAUGCCCUGCGAUGCAAAGGACAAUCCCUUAUGGAUAUCGUUUAAUUUUUCAAACAUGCUAUUAGUUUGAGAACAAGUCUUAUGAAUUUAUUUAAGACUACCUUACUCCUGUAUAAUUUGUGUCAGUCCCAGUACUUCGGAGUAGCCAGAAAAUAUUUUACAUAUUUUCGGCAUUGAGUAGCAGCAGUUGAACCUUUCAUAACUUGUACAAGAAAAAAACAUAUACUAAUACAUCUCAUCUUUAUAAAGUUACUAGAUGUAUAUAGAGUGAGAGGAGAAGUAGCGGAAUUAGAAGAGAAAGCGGUGGAAAGGGUUGGCCAGGCUAAAGAAGGGUGUCAAAAAAGGAAGUCAGGGUGGUUCGUGGGGGGUCAGGAGGUGCGGACGCCCUGGCGACCGCCGGGGUGGUGUAUCCGCCCGCGACGGCGAGCCUGUUCCCUGGUCGCAUACCAGCGGGACAUCAUCACCCCGAGCUCACCGGCACGUUGGAGCUGGGGUUCCCACCCCGUGGCACCACCGCCUCGAUGGCGUUGGUCGCCCCGCCACCCUCGUGGACACCGCGGGACCCUGGAUCCACGAGUAUAGUCGGCGGUGGUGGUAAUCCAAACAGUAAUCAAGGUGGUCCCGGUGGUAAUAAUUCUGGUGGUCCAUUACAAGUAUGCCCACCACCAAUGCCCCCAACUCAUCUCACACCAUCGGCAACGCCUGAGGAUAUAACCUGUCUGGUGCCUGUGGGUGGUGUAUUAACACCACGGGAUCCCCUACCUCCCAGCACGACCCCCGGUAGUCAGGCUAAUAGCUCACAAUCAGGCAGCUCCCAGACGGACAAAUCGCCAAAUAUCGAGUGUGUCGUUUGUGGUGACAAGAGCAGCGGCAAACAUUAUGGACAAUUUACCUGCGAAGGAUGCAAGAGUUUCUUUAAAAGAAGUGUGAGGCGGAACUUAACAUACUCAUGUCGGGGGAAUCGAAACUGUCCGAUCGAUCAACACCAUCGCAACCAGUGCCAAUUUUGCAGACUCAAAAAAUGCCUGAAGAUGGGUAUGCGCCGGGAAGGUAUGCAUUCGGUUCAGAGGGGCAGAGUACCACCGUCCCAGCCCUCUAUGUCGGGCCUACCGGGACAGUUCACACUGGCGAAUGGUGAUGCUGUUGCUUGUGCUAGUUUAAAUGGCCAUUCAUAUCUUUCUUCAUAUAUAAGCCUUCUGCUACGUGCUGAGCCCUAUCCGACAACCAGAUAUGGUCAGUGUAUGCAACCAAAUAACAUCAUGGGUAUUGACAAUAUCUGUGAACUGGCAGCUAGACUGCUUUUUUCUGCCGUGGAAUGGGCAAGAGGUAUACCAUUUUUUCCUGAUCUCACAGUCACUGACCAAGUGGCACUACUCAGGUUAGUCUGGAGUGAAUUAUUCGUCCUAAAUGCAAGUCAGUGCUCAAUGCCCCUACAUGUUGCACCACUACUCGCUGCAGCUGGCCUUCAUGCUUCACCAAUGGCUGCUGAUCGAGUCGUUGCUUUUAUGGAUCACAUAAGGAUUUUCCAAGAACAGGUGGAGAAGCUGAAAGCACUUCACGUGGAUUCCGCUGAGUACAGUUGUCUCAAAGCCAUCGUUCUCUUCACUACUGAUGCUUGUGGUCUAUCAGAUGUAGCGCACAUUGAAUCACUACAAGAAAAAUCCCAAUGCGCCCUGGAAGAAUACUGCAGAACACAAUAUCCGAAUCAGCCGACAAGGUUUGGUAAGCUCUUGCUGCGGUUGCCAUCACUGAGGACUGUGUCGUCACAAGUAAUUGAGCAAUUAUUUUUCGUACGGCUUGUCGGAAAAACGCCCAUUGAGACACUCAUUAGAGACAUGUUGUUGAGUGGUAGCAGCUUCAACUGGCCCUACAUGUCAACAAUGUGACACUCCGUAUGGCGGCAGCUAGCUUCCGCGUAAAUUUAAUUAAAUUCCCAGAUUAUUAGGCUUUGUAAAUUCUUAUAAAAGUAGAAAAAAACAGCGGAUGGAUUAGCACUGAGAAGAAAAGCCAAUGGGCUAACUUUUCCGAACUUCAAAGCCAUAAGCCUCAAUCUCUGAUAAGUCAGUAAAAGUCGUGGUGUAGUUAAAAAAAGACGAGGAAGGACAUGAACAUAAUGGAGAUUCCAAGUCAUGUGGUAUCCGAAUGGUUAAAAAAUAAUAUAAAUAUGAGAUACUGUUCGGAUUAUAAACCGUUUUCGAAAGCAUAAAAGUGUACAAUACUGUAUAUAAUAUGCGGCAAUGUUACGGUCUAAUUACGUAAUGAACCAGCAAUUAAAAAAAAUGAAAAUGAGAACUGCACAUUCUAAUACGUUGAUUUUCUAAAAUGAAACGACUAAUUAUGAUGAAAUAAUUUCCAAGGUUUUAAGACUUCUUAUGAAGAUGUCGUUUAGAGUGCGAAUCAGCGAGGAGGCUGUCACUGAUAUUUCAAGGAUAAUGUGACGUCCACCUCACGCCUGGAACGCAAUUGCUCAGAUCAAUUGAAGAAAACUAUUUGAUUGAUAAGAACAUAUGCAGAAUCAAAACUGACCACAGAAAAAGAAGAAUUUAUGGUAAUCUCGUCAAUUUGAUUGAAAAUAAAAAUUGAAGAACGUCUCUUAUCCCAAAGUGUUCCUGUACUUCGUACUUUUCAAUUCUCGGACUUUUCAUGUACCUAUGUAACAUAACGUAGAAAUGUAUAAAUAUCAAAUAAAAAUACUUGUGUAAUGUGAACAUUCUUCUGUAUAAAUGCUGUAAAUAGAGAAUAUAGUGUGAAUAAUACAUGCAUGUAUAAAAUACACAAACAAUUUGCGCAUAUAUAUAUACGCAUAUAUUAUAAAAAUCAAUAUUAUAGAGAGGAUAUAUAUGUAUACAUAUUAUGAGUGAAAUGGAGGAAAGGUGAUGUGCGCGUAUAUAUCUUUUUUGUUACUUUUUUUUAUGACAUGCACGUCAGAGUGAAAUAAUUUUUCAUACGACGAAAAUCUGGGGUUGAAUUCUGAAUUUACAAAAUAGAUACUAUACACUACAAAUUGCUAAAAGUUGCUAAACCUGAUAGUACACAAUUGAGAGGAUGAACAACAAUGAUAGGUUUUAGGUACCGAGGAAUGAUGUAUUUACAGAUGAAGACUAUUGCGUACACAAUAACGGCACGACUGGUGUUUUUUCAAGAAAAAGACAUAGAAGGUUAAAUAAAUAAAAUUACAUUGAGAUGCAGUAAA
This is a messenger RNA of Fopius arisanus, 3968 nucleotides long. It is a transcript of the gene svp, whose product is annotated as COUP transcription factor 2. Gene Ontology annotation, biological process: regulation of transcription by RNA polymerase II; cell differentiation; anatomical structure development. Lineage: Eukaryota; Metazoa; Arthropoda; Insecta; Hymenoptera; Braconidae. The coding region runs from base 1297 to 2661 and encodes 454 amino acids. The transcript has 4 exons. The record is from RefSeq and is a predicted model, not a curated record. Gene Ontology annotation, molecular function: RNA polymerase II cis-regulatory region sequence-specific DNA binding; nuclear receptor activity; zinc ion binding.